AUGGUGGAAGUAGAGAAGACGAACAUUAGCGAUGUACCGGUCUCGGAAGACGAGCAGUAUGGGUUUAAACGGCCAGAGAUGUACAGUGGUAGCCUCGUCGGUUCCGUUGGUCCGUAUGGUCGCCAUGUUUUCCUUUGUUACAAGAGUCACGAGACUUGGCUUCCUCGUGUAGAAGUUGAAGGUCUUCCGCAGCGUUUCGCUAAGUCGUUCAAGGAUCGGAAAGCUGAUUUCGCUGUUGAGACGAAGCUGACGGUAUGUGGUGGUGGUGGUGAAUCUGAUGGAGAUGUGUUGAUUUUCCCGGAGAUGAUCAGAUACAAGGCGCUUAAGGACACAGAUGUGGAUGCUUUUGUGGAAGAUGUGCUUGUUAAUGGAAAACCAUGGAUCUCUGGRAUUCAGGAAGAGUUGUCAGGUUCCUUUGUAUUUGUGUGUGCUCAUGGUAGCCGGGACAAGAGAUGUGGCGUUUGUGGACCAGCUCUUAUGGAGAAGUUCGAGGAGGAGAUAGGUUCACGAGGACUUUCAGACAAAAUCUUUGUUAAGCCAUGUUCUCAUAUYGGUGGGCACAAGUAUGCUGGAAAUUUGAUUGUCUUCAGCCCUGAUUCAACUGGAAAUAUAUCUGGCCAUUGGUACGGCUAUGUGACUCCUGAUGACGUGCCUGCGAUGCUUGAUCAGCAUAUUGCAAAAGGAGAAAUCAUAGAAAAGCUUUCCAGGGGCCAGAUGAGACUAAGACCCGAGGGUGAGGAAGCUGAGAAAGAGAAUGAGCAUAAAGUACCAAACGGAAACAGUGUAGUGGAACGCGGACCUGUGGAGAAGAAAGGAUUCACAGGAGGUUGUUGCCAAGGUGCAAACGGGGUUUCAUGUUGUCAGGACCAAACUCCAGAGCCAGUCAAGAAAGAAGGAUCCGUGAAGCUAAACUGGUUCAAGUCGAUAGAGAAAGAAGAGAUCCUCUUGGGAGCUGCUGCGGUUGGGGCAGUCGCAACCAUAGCCGUGGCUUACAGUGUUUACAGGAGGUCAGGUUAA
Arabis nemorensis is the source of this 1017-nucleotide messenger RNA. NCBI's taxonomy places the organism in Eukaryota, Viridiplantae, Streptophyta, Magnoliopsida, Brassicales, Brassicaceae. The record is from the annotation of a GenBank genome assembly.